GGCAACAUCUUCUGUACCUGCUGAGCUGCUGUAUCUUUGGAGGAUGCUGUCAGAGGGUUACCUUUACAGAAUUGCCUACCUUUCUGAAGACCUGAACCCUGAGCUCUACAGCAAGAGUCCAGGUGAGGAAGCGGUUUAUGAAAUGAGAUCCAUUAAUUGUUCUUCCGUGGAUGAAGCACAAGGAAAAAGCCUCCUUCAGAGAUGCAGAUCUGCUAGCAAGUGCAUUUCCUCAGUCUGCUCUAGAGGUAGCAAGCACAGCAGAAAGCAGAAGGAUAAUCUCCUACAGCCUACCCAGCACCCCACGGCCCCAGGGCAGCCGUCUCCAGCCAUGCAUGCCUGCAAGAGGCUGACAAGAAAGGACACCUACCUGGUUCCACCUUCCUGCAAAAGCAUUUGCAAGAACUACAACGAUUUGCACAUUGCUGGGGACUAUGUCGUGCCGAUUAGCUCUGUCACAACAGAUUUUACCUGUGACAGUGGCAUAGGCCCUUUCUUGGAGUCCUCAGAGAUCCCUCCUCCCAUGGAAUCUGUGCGGACUCCCCCCGUUUCCAGUGACAGCAGCCUCAAGAAGGUCCAAGGCUACUCCUCCUGCUGGCGGCUGGCAAGCUUAGUGCCUCACCAGCAGCCCCUCUCUGACUCAGCCCUGAACGACUACCUUGAACAGAAGCUGGUGGAGCUAUACAAGCAGUACAUCAUGGAUAGCACAGCGAACAGGGCAUCCCCUUCCCAGAUCUUGGCCUCAGAGCUGAUAAUGGCUAAUGUAGAUCAAAUCAGUAUGCAGAUAUCACGGGAGAAGAAUAUGGAGACCACUAAGGCCAAAGACAUUGUCAUUAGCUGCUUCUUACGAAUAGCCAGUGAAAAAAUAUCUUCAGAAAUGAGCACACCUAGCCUGCACAUUUCCCAGUAUAGCCACACUAAUUUAUAG
This is a messenger RNA of Dryobates pubescens (Downy woodpecker), 925 nucleotides long. It is a transcript of the gene TASL, whose product is annotated as TLR adaptor interacting with endolysosomal SLC15A4. Gene Ontology annotation, biological process: regulation of toll-like receptor signaling pathway. Lineage: Eukaryota; Metazoa; Chordata; Aves; Piciformes; Picidae. The coding region runs from base 44 to 925 and encodes 293 amino acids. The record is from RefSeq and is a predicted model, not a curated record. The transcript has 2 exons.